CUGUAUACAUUCGAAAUUCAAAUAUUCAUUGAAUUUUUUUUUCAUGUCAGCAACGUGGAGCCGUUCAAGGUUAACCUGACAGCCGCCUGUAACUUCAACUGCCUGUGUACGGAGACCGACAUGGAGCCUGUCUGCGGUAACAACGGCCUCACGUACUUCUCACCGUGUCACGCUGGCUGUGCCGCCUUUUCUUCAAGAUCCAACUUCACUAACUGCGCCUGUGUCCACGAGAACAGUCGCGACAUGCUAGGUGUGGGUGUUGGUCUAAUGGAGGGAGCGUCCGCCUCAGCCCUCACAGCGGGCUCGCUCCGAGAGUACAGCGAGGUGACGGUGGUGCCGGUGGCUACGGCCGGCGCCUGUAACCCUCCCUGUACCACCAUCUUCCCGUUCCUCGUGCUGCUGUUCUUCAUGACUUUCGUGGUAGCGGUCACACAGAUGCCGCUACUCAUGAUUGUAUUGAGGUCGGUGAGUGAGGAGGAGCGUUCAUUUGCUCUGGGCAUGCAGUUCGUAAUAUUCCGUCUAUUUGGCUACAUCCCAGCACCCAUCGUCUUCGGCAACCUCAUCGACUCAACCUGCAUACUGUGGAAACAAUCAUGUAACGGUGAACAAGGAGGGAGGUGCCUGUUAUAUGACAUAGAACAAUUUCGAUACAGAUACGUCGGCCUCUGUGGGGGCAUAAAAAUAGUCGCAUUAGGUAUAUUUCUAGCGGACUGGUGGCUGGUGAGGAGACGGAGACAUCUAGAAACAUCAGCUCCACUGGAUCCUCAAAAGGAUAUCGCCGGUUCUAUUAUAAGUCUAGACAAAUUAUUCGAGGAGUUGCCGUCUGCGGAGAACGCGAGCGGCUUCAGGUCGGGAAUAACGUCCGGUCUCAGUUCCGCUACAAGCACGCCCAACGACCCUCUCGACGCGCACGAGCCUCACGACCAGCGUCGUCUGCAGCGGACAGACUCCCAGUACUCACAAGAGUCACAAAGCCGCGCAAACUCUCGCGUGUUGGUAGCGUCGCGUCACCUCCGCAACGACUCCAAGACCAUUCAACUAGAACCGCGAGCACGACAUCACAUCGAUGAGCGACCUCGAGACUUCCCUCGCUCCACUUCACGAGACUUCACAACCCACUCUCAUUCAAGAUCCACUUCACGCGACUUCAAGCCGCAUUCGCGAUCAGACUCCCGAGAUCUUGGACUCGAACAAUUAAAACAACUCGCCCUUAAAAGCAUGGACAGUCUCGACUUAACGGUGCUACCGCUCGCCAAAUGUGCGGACGAGGAGAGCAAACGGCUGAUAGAGGGCGCCGGUGUGCUGCGACAUAGACGGACCGGUUCAGGGACCUCAAGCCUAGCGAAAGUAAACACAAGCGAACCUCAUCACACCACAUCACUAUGGAACCCGGUGAUCUCAGUCUGCAGAUACAGAAAGGGCGGAAGCGUCGAUCAGCUGGCGACCACACAGACAGACCCGCGCGUCUAA
Messenger RNA from Danaus chrysippus (African queen), 1470 nucleotides. The record is from the annotation of a GenBank genome assembly. NCBI's taxonomy places the organism in Eukaryota, Metazoa, Arthropoda, Insecta, Lepidoptera, Nymphalidae.